Molecule: messenger RNA, 1926 nt
Organism: Mus caroli (Ryukyu mouse)
Lineage: Eukaryota; Metazoa; Chordata; Mammalia; Rodentia; Muridae
Source: RefSeq, a predicted model, not a curated record
AUGAAAGGCCCUGGUUAUUGUCGAAGCCACGGCUGGCUGGCUGGUGGCAAGCUGGUGGUGCAGCUGCGGCUGCGGUGGAGGAGGAAGCCAGCAUCAGGACUCAUCAGCGUCAUUAUUUAUCUCACCUCGGUCCUCAGAGUCACCAUAGAAUCUCCAGAUGCUGCCACACUGGUUGGUAUUAAUGACAGCCCGGUGGGACUUCUGCUGAUGAUAGAGAGGAAGAAAGGGAAAGGGUCUGGAAGCAGGGAUAGCCAUGACCAGGAGGAAGGAGGAGACUUGGCCCAGCCGGGCCUCAGCUUCCCGGGUCCAGCAGAAGAGGACAUAGACCAGCAGUACUCAUGGUCUCCAACGCAGCACUUCAAUGAAGAGAGGUACUCACCCGCAGCACCCAGGAACAUGAAAGGGUUAACCGGAAGCCGGAACCAGCCUCAGCUGUGUGCGGGUCACACCUGUGGCCUGUCACCCCCUGACGACUGCGAGCACCCCCAUGAUCACAUGCAUCAUGGGUCAGAUGUGCGGCAACCUUAUCUCCUCAGCCCAGCUGAGAGCUGCCCAAUGGAUCACCACCGUUGCUCGCCCAGGAGCUCCGUCCACUCAGAGUGCAUGAUGAUGCCUGUGAUGUUGGGUGACCACGUAUCCAGUAGCACCUUCCCCAGAAUGCACUACAGCUCACACUAUGACACAAGGGAUGAUUGUGCCAUGUCCCACACAAGUACAAAGGUAAACCGCAUCCCCGCCAACCUCUUAGACCAGUUUGAGAAACAGCUCCCCCUGCACCGGGAUGGUUUCCACACACUGCAGUACCAGAGGGCCUCGGCUGCCACGGAACAGCGGAACGAGAGUCCAGGCAGAAUCCGGCAUCUGGUCCACUCCGUCCAGAAACUUUUCACCAAGUCUCAUUCUUUGGAGGGAUCGUCCAAGAGCAACAUCAACGGGACCAAGAGCGACAGUCGUGUGGAUGACCAUCACCAGAGUCACCUUUCCAAACACAGCAAAAGGAGUAAAAGCAAGGAGCGGAAGCCGGAGAGCAAGCACAAGUCUGGUAUGAGCAGCUGGUGGAGUUCUGANGACAACCUGGACAGUGACAGCACAUACCGGACACCCAGCGUGGNGCACCGCCACCACAUGGACCACAUUCCUCACUGCUACCCUGAGGCGCUGCAGAGCCCAUUUGGGGACCUCUCACUAAAGACUUCCAAAAGCAACAGCGAUGUUAAGUGCUCAGCCUGUGAAGGCUUGGCCCUCACGCCAGACACCAGGUACAUGAAACGUAGCUCCUGGUCCACGCUCACGGUGAGCCAGGCUAAGGAGGCCUACCGCAAGAGCUCCCUGAACUUGGACAAGCCCCUGGUCCACCCAGAGAUCAAGCCUUCCCUGCGGCCAUGCCACUACCUCCAGGCUCAUGUCCCUUGUCUUCCUGGCCGCAGCUUCCACAGGAACUGCCUUGAGUCCCUCAGCACUGAACAAGAACUGAUGUUGAGCACUCAAACCCUCUUAGCGUUGGCAGCUGUGGAGCUGCAAGCUGUCUCCUACACAAAUUACAAGAAGACGCCUCCCCCGGUGCCUCCACGGACCACCUCCAAGCCUCUGAUCUCUGUGACAGCCCAGAGCAGCACGGAAUCGACACAGGAUGCCUACCAGGACAGCCGUGCCCAGAGGAUGUCCCCCUGGCCCCAAGACAGCCGUGGCGGCCUCUACAACUCCAUGGACAGUCUAGACAGCAACAAGGCCAUGAAUUUGGCUCUGGAAACAGCUGCAGCCCAGCGCCACGCGGCGGACACCCAGAGCAGCUCCACAAGGAGCAUCGACAAGGCGGUCCUGGCAUCCAAGGCUGAAGAGCUCCUCAAAAGCCGCUGCUCCUCCAUCGGGGUCCAGGAUUCUGAAUUCCCUGAUCAUCAACCCUACCCAAGGUCAGAUAACCCUUGA